UGGAGAAAGAAGAAGAAUGUUCAUAAAACUUGAUCAUAUGCACUGAAAGUAGGCAAAACAAGAUGGCGAGUUUCCUCCUAGAUUUGAUGAAGCCAUAUGUGGCGAAAUUCAUUGACGGGGCAAUAGCAGAAGCACGUUAUGUAUUUUGCUUCACAUGCAUUGUUAAGGAAUUUGAAGAAGAAAGGGCUAUGUUGGAAACAGAAAGGAUAACUAUCGAGCAACGUGUCAAAGAUGCAAGACAAAGAGGUAAAGAUAUUCUAGCUAAAGUUGGUUCUUGGGAAAAGGAAAUUGAUAAGCUCAAUCAAGCGGACACAAAAACAAAACAAACAUGUUUCUUUGGAUUGUGUCCUGAUUGUAUAUGGCGAUAUCAAAAGGGAAAGGAGUUGGCAAAUAACUUGGUGAAGAUCAAACAACUACUAGAAAAGGUUGAGAAAUUUGGAAAUAUUGAACUUCCUCACCCUGUUCCAGGUAUUGAACGCCAUUCAACUGAAUAUUACAUUUCUUUUAAAAGCAGAGAGUCAAAAUACAAAGAACUUUUAGAUGCACUAAAAGAUGACAAAAACUAUAUAAUCGGAUUGCACGGGAUGCCAGGCACCGGAAAGACUGCAUUGGCCAUAAAAGUGGGUAAAGAACUAAAGCAAUCUGAACAGUUUGCUUAUGUCGUUGAUACGACUGUGUCGUUUACUCCUGAUAUAGAAAAGAUUCAAGAUGAGAUUGCUGGACCUUUAGGAUUGAAAUGGGAGGAUUGUAAUGAAUCAGACCGACCCAAAAAACUAUUGAGCAGAUUAACAAAUGGUGAAAAAAUUCUUGUGUUACUGGAUGAUGUGUGGGAUCUAGACCCACCACUUGAUUUUGAUGCAAUAGGGAUUCCAAAACAGGACAAUCACAAAGGUUGUAGAGUUCUUGUAACCUCACGCAGUAUAAAAACUUUCAACAUAAUGGAUUGUGAUAAGAGAAUUGAGUUGGAUGUUUUAUCUAAAGAAGACGCAUGGAUCAUGUUCAAAAGUUAUGCCAGAAUAAGUAAUAGCACCUCUAAAAAAUUGACCGAUAAGGGACGUCAAAUUGCAAAGCAAUGCAAACAAUUACCCAUUGCAAUUUCAGUUAUCGCCAGCAGUUUAAAGGGCCAACAAAAUCGAGAGCAUGAGUGGGAUGUGACAUUGAAAUCCUUGAAGCAGCCUGUAUCCGUGCAUGGUGUUGAUGAUCAUGUGGUUGGAAUUUAUAACUGUUUGAAGAUUAGCUAUGAUAAUUUGAAGGAUGAAAACACCAAGGUGUUGUUCCUCUUAUGUUCGGUUUUUCGAGAAGAUGAAGAAUAUUCUGUUGAAGAUCUAACCAGACUUUGCAUAGGAGUGGGUCUUUUUGCGGAAGAUUAUGGUAGCUAUGAUGAUGCUCGAAUCGAAUUAGUUGUAGCCAAAAACGAGCUUGUAGAUUCUUGUUUGUUGUUGGAGGACGGUGAAAAAAGUCUAAAAAUGCAUGAUUUGGUUCGUGAUGCAGCUCAAUGGAUAGCAAACAAAGAGAUUCAAUGUGUAAGAUUGUUUGAUAAAAAAGAAAAGUCAUUGGUUGAAAACCAGACAAAUAUCAAACAUUUAUUAUGUGAAGGGAAGUGCAUGGAUAUUUUUAACUUGAAAUUUGAUGGUUCCAAACUUGAGACUUUAAUUGUCAAGGUGGAUAGAGAUGAUGACCGCAAACGUAUAGAAGUUCCAGAUUCUUUCUUUCAAAAUGUUAUCAAGCUUCGUGUUUUGAAUUUUUCAGGAAAUUAUGGACGACCUUUAUCAUUACCAGACUCAAUUCAGUCAUUGUCCAAUAUUCGAUCUGUGUUGGUUGAUAGUGUGGAUUUAGGUGACAUCUCUAUUUUGGGAAACCUACAAAGUCUAGAGACUCUUGAUUUGGUUAAAUGCAAAAUCAGUGAAUUCCCAAACCAAAUUACAAAAUUGGGGAAGUUUAAAUUGUUGAAGUUGGAAGAUUGCAAAAUUAGAAAGAAUAAUCCAUUUGAAGUUAUUGAAAGAUGCUCAUCACUUGAAGAGUUUUAUUUCAAAGAUAGUACCAAUGAUUUUUGUCAGGAAAUAACCUUACCUGUGUUGCAAAGAUAUCAUAUCAAUAGAGGUGGGAUGUUCUAUUCUUCUUCAAUGGAGAUGGAGAUAAUCAAUUUCCCAAAAUAUGUGGUGUUUCAUGGAGGUAAUGAUGAAGAGUCUCAUUUUUCAAAAGGAACACUCAAGUACUGCAUGCAAACAGCAGAGGCUCUUUGGCUACAUGGAAUUAAGGAGGGGUGGAGAAAUCUCAUGCCUGAGAUUGUUCCUGUAGAUCUAGGUAUGAAUUUCCUUGUUGAACUUCAUUUGUUUUGCAUUUUACAAUUAGAGUGUCUCAUUGACACCAUUGGUUCUCAAGUACCAAAUGUCUUGUGCAUGUUGGUUGUACUAGAACUGAAAGAAAUGAAAAAUAUGGAAGAACUAUCCAAUGGACCCCUUUCCUUUGAAUCUCUGAACAAUUUAGAAAAUCUAUCAAUCAUGGAUUGUGAACAGUUGCAAAGCUUGUUUAAAGGUAAGCUGAACCUCUGCAAUCUAAAGGCCAUCACACUUGAGAAUUGCCCUAUGUUAGUUUCCCUAUUUGAAGUGUUAACUUCUCGAAGCCUAGUGCUACUAGAGACAUUGAAAAUAGCAAACUGUGAGAGACUGGAAACCAUAAUAGCAGAUGCAAGAAGAGAGGAUGAAGAAAUAGAUGACGGUGAUAAUAAUAACAAGAGUCAUGGUUCAAUGUUUUCGAAACUAAAAGUUAUUGAUAUUGAGAGAUGUCACCGAUUAGAAUCUAUACUACCUUUACUCUCUGCUCAAGACAUUCCAGUACUAGAAACUAUCAGAAUAACAGAAUGUGAUGGAUUGAAAUAUGUGUUUGAUCAAUCCCAAAAUGUUGAACUUGUUUCGCUAAGUAAAUUGAUGCUCUCUAAAUUACCAAACUUCAUUGGUAUUUUUGAAGAAUGUUAUGAUCCCACGUCUUCAUUUGUGAAGGGAUCAUCAUCCACUUCCAAUUAUGGUUCCAAAGCACAAAUACAAUUGGAUCAUAUCAAAUGCAAUAUCUUCUCUUGGACUCAUAUAUGUUGUCAAACCAGAAUCCCAUUGGCAUCAGAAUCAAAUUCAUAUCGCCUUAACAUAUGGGAACGUGCUCAAUGUCUUCCAAUACAAUCAAAGAUCCUCUGCAAUAUUAAAGAGCUUGUAUUGAUUCAUUUUCCGAAGAUGAAAUCAGUAUCUAUAGCUCCACUAAUGCAGUUGGAAACUUUGAAAAUUAAGUACUGUGAUGAACUGAAGUACAUAAUAAUAGACACCGGGGAUCAUAACACUGGUGGCAACAACUUGGUCAAGGUCUUCCCAAAAUUGAAAGAGCUCUAUGUUGAAGGUUGUGAGCAAUUGGAAUACAUAUUUGGACACGACACUAAUGAUCAUCAAAACCACAUGGAGAUCCACCUUCAUUUUCCAGAAUUGAGAAGUCUUAGGCUUUUUUUUCUGAUAAGUUUUGUUGCCAUGUGUCCCAAACAGUAUCGAACAACAUUUCCUUCUCUGGGUAAUACAAUCAUUAAGGAAUUAAGUGGGAACGCGGAGCAUUUUCUCACAUUGGAAAUGCUUCAGUUACACUAUUGCACAGUAGAAAAUAUAUUUUCUCUCAGUGAAGUAAAUGUACAGCCACAACUGGACUUAGGUUUGCAAGACAUUGAGUUGCAUGAUCUGCCUAUGAUGACUUGUCUUUUUGUGGGUCCCAAAAAUUCAUUUGUCCUCAAAAACCUUGCACGCAUAGAUAUUGUGCGAUGUGAAGAAUUGAAAAUUGCAUUCUCCACUUCCAUUUUAAGAUUCCUACCGCAGUUGAUUUAUAUAACAAUAGAAGAAUGCAAAGAGUUGGAACAUAUUAUUGAAGAUGAUGAUGAUGAUUUGGAGAACAACAAAAAUACAAAUUCUUCAAGAACAUGCUUCCCAAAGCUAGAAGGACUUUCUGUUAUAAAUUGCAACAAGUUGAUAUCUGUCCUCCCAUUCUCUGUAUGUAAAGAGCUUCCGAAGCUAAAUGUUCUGUUGAUAACAGAAGCAAAUGAGUUAGAAGAAAUAUUCAAAAGUCAAGAUGAUCACAAAGUUGAUAUCCCAAAUCUAAAAAUUGUAGCAUUUGAUAAGCUACCAAGCCUCCGUUAUACCCAGGGAAAUCAAUUUCAGGCUGUAGAAAAUCGCUAUGUACAGAAUUGUCAAAAACUCACUCUGACUUCGGCAUCAACAACCAACAUCUUUGAGGAAAUUACUGAAUUAUGUCGAAUAAGUACACGUUUUGAUUUGUAUAUGAAUGUGAAAAAUCUAUUUGAACAAAUAGUAAGUGCAGAAACCACUGAAGAAACCACUGAAAUUUUUGAAAAUGCUGGGAUUGAACAACUGCCAAGUGCAAAAAUCACUGAAGAUUUUGAAGUACCAGUUGUUAACAAUUUUCUGUAUUUAACAAUACUACCAACAAAUUCAAAAUUGGAGGGAUCAACAUCAGAAAAAACAGAAGUUGCAACUGUGUCUACCAUUUCAGGAACAAAGAAUGAGCCACCUAUACAGGAUAUUGAGAUAGAAGGAACUUCUAAGACUAAUAACGAUCAAGAUUCUCUAAAUGAUAAUGCUUUGAUGAAAGUAAACUCAAAUGCUGAGGAACAAUUUUCUAAGGGUGAUGAAAUAAUUGUUUCCAAAUCUAAACCCUCUCUUAACAUCACAUCUCCUAUUGCUUCUCCGUUCCCUUCAAUGCCUUCUAUAGGGGAUCCUUCUCAAAAAGUAGAAGAUUUAGCAAUUCUAACAACAAAAUCUAAAAUACAAAUGAAACAAACACCUGAGGCAGAUCAUGAAUUUGUUGAAAAUGUUCCGGAUUCAGAAAUACUACCAACAAAUUCAAAAAUACAAAUGAAACAAACACCUGAGGCAGAGCAUGAAUUUGUUGAAAAAUUUCCAAAUUUAGCAAUACUACCAACAAAUUCAGAAGAGUUGUUGAAUGAUCAAUUGGAGGCCUCAACAUCAGAAAAAACAGCAUUUGCAACUGUGUCUACCAUUUCAGGAACAAAGAACGAGCCACCUAAACAAAAGGGUAUUGAGAAAGAAGGAGUUUCUAAGACUAAUAUUGAUCAAGUUUCUCUAAAUGAUGACGCUUUCAUGAAAGUAAACUCAACUGUUGAGGAACAGUUUUCUAAGGAUGAUGAAAUAAUAGUUUCCAAAUCGAAACCCUCUCCUAGCAUCACAUCUCCUAUUGCAUCUCAGUUCCCUUCAGUGUCUUCUAAUGGGGGGCCUUCUCAAAAAGUAGAAGAUUUAAGUUCAUCUUUGCUUGUCAAGAGGGAGCUUGAGGAACUGGUCUCCAAGAAUCAUUUGGAUUAUCUGAACUUGCCUUUGUUAACUGAUUUUCUUGUUAAGAAUCCUUCUGUUCAUUUAAAGGACACUUCACUUCCUAAUAGAUACAAGGGUUGUGCCUACAACUUACUGGCCGAGCUAUUGCAAUUCCUCGAAACCCAUAGUUUAGUUGAAGUAUCGGGCUCACGCCACUCUGAAUUUGUGGAGCUAUUACAAGAUGCGCGCUACUUUGCUUUUGAUAAGGAAUGGUUGGAUGGUGUUGAGAGGCGUGCUUUAUUUCCAGAAAUACAAGUAUCUCCAGAUGCUUUGGAAAAAUUAUUGCAUUCCAAGAAACAGGUUACCAAGGAUGUUGAAGAUUUGCGUUUCAAGAUACACAUUUUAAGUCAACAUGUGGAAGAUCUUAAGCAUCAAUUGAUAUCCUCUGAAGCUGUUUUGGAGAGUAUCAUUCAACAAGAAGCGGUUCUUAGUGCCCCUAUUGGCUAUUAGUUUCAUUGCGUGUGCCAUUGUCCUUCAAUAUUGUUUAUUCCUUGAGUGUGAGGUUUCGUCAUUUCUCAUAUGAAAUGAACUUAUGAACCGUCUUAUUUUGUUUGUGUUGGGUGGAUUCACUCCUCAAGUGGAAUCCACCCAAUUUAUAUUAAAAGAAAAAAAAAAGAGAAAAAAAAGAGGCAAAAAAGAGAAAGCAAAAAACAAAAAAUGGGCGUAUUUGUGUUUUAAUAGGCAUUUGUGUUGUUAAUUGAUUUCUACCUUUAGUGUGUAUUGUUGUUCCCUAGUGUUUACUAGGAAGACUAUUGUGUAAUUAUUAUUAUUUAUAGUGGGAAAUUUAACU
Molecule: messenger RNA, 6162 nt
Organism: Trifolium pratense (red clover)
Lineage: Eukaryota; Viridiplantae; Streptophyta; Magnoliopsida; Fabales; Fabaceae
Exons: 16
Coding region: 63-5822 (1919 amino acids)
Molecular function (GO): ATP hydrolysis activity; ADP binding
Source: RefSeq, a predicted model, not a curated record